Messenger RNA from Spizellomyces punctatus DAOM BR117, 738 nucleotides. RefSeq lists its product as uncharacterized. The transcript is spliced from 2 exons. The coding region runs from base 1 to 738 and encodes 245 amino acids. The record is from RefSeq and is a predicted model, not a curated record. NCBI's taxonomy places the organism in Eukaryota, Fungi, Chytridiomycota, Chytridiomycetes, Spizellomycetales, Spizellomycetaceae.
AUGCCUAUCGUACCUUUGCCGACGACCAGCCCAAAAUUGAAAGAUCGCAUUUCACCCAAUGCUCAGAUGCCGCAUAACGACAUGCCACAUAUUCUAUCACUCCCAUACAACCUCCUCCAUUACAUACUGGUGGACCUGAUCGGCGAAGAUCUAAUCGUUCAUGCAGCGGGAUCUGAAUAUCUGAAACUAGCAUCGGCUUGCAAGCUGUUUCAACAAAUCCUGUACCAUCGCACCUUUCGACGACGGAUGAUGCAAAGCAUGGCGACAGCUUUGCACGCGAGGACGGGAGCGGUGAUGAACAAGCCGGAGGGUGAUGAUCUUCAGCAGUCGAUUUUCAGGCUGCUUGUAAAUCGAUCACAAUGUACCCGAGAAGUAUGCAACAACGCUAACCCUUUUCAAAAUCCGUACAUUGAUCGAUACUACCUCUUGGAGCUCCUUCUCUAUGUCUAUGACCCUCAUGAGUUAUACCGCAUGGCUCUUCCUUACAUUCCGUUUGUCCGAUCACCGCGCAUCUUUGACUUCAGCAUGGAUACCAUGCAUGAGACAGUUGCAUGCUUGCAAUGGUACAUAGUGGAAAAUGAUGAGAACAACAUUGUGCUGUUGAAGAAUGCGUGGAAUAAGCGGGAGCAGGACGGCCUGGAGGUGUGGCUGUUAGUGGAGUUUGGAAUGAUAUUUGAUUAUUUUGGUGGAUUUGCUUCUGGAUGGACGAUUGGGAGGCGGUCAAAGACUGUUAUCUGA